This is a messenger RNA of Arachis stenosperma, 1191 nucleotides long. RefSeq lists its product as uncharacterized. The record is from RefSeq and is a predicted model, not a curated record. Lineage: Eukaryota; Viridiplantae; Streptophyta; Magnoliopsida; Fabales; Fabaceae. The transcript is spliced from 4 exons. Gene Ontology annotation, biological process: DNA transposition. Gene Ontology annotation, molecular function: DNA binding; transposase activity. The coding region runs from base 1 to 1191 and encodes 396 amino acids.
AUGUGUAAGGAUGAGAACUGUGGUUGGCUAGUGUAUGGUGCUUACAACACUGAGCAGAAUUUUUGGCAGAUCAAGACGUUCAUGGAUGAUCACAAUUGUGCAAGAAAAACCAAAAAUAGAUUGGCUAAUAGGAAGUGGCUGGCCAGGAAAUUAGUGAAGAAGCUACGAAAAUAUCCCAACUUAAGACACUGUGAGGCUGCUCAGGCCUUAGGAGAUGCUAGGGCAGUUGUGUAUGGUGAUGCUGCUGCCCAGUAUGGGAUGGUAAGGGAUUAUGGGCUCAAACUGCUAAAGAGUAACCCAGGCUCCACUGUCACAGUUGGAGUUAUCCCUCAGCCCAACCCUGAUGAUGAACCAAUAUUUAAGAAAAUGUACAUCUGUUUGGAUGCCUGUAAGAAGGAAUUUCUGGCUGGCUACAGACCCCUCAUAGACUUGGAUGGAGCUUUUUUGAAGACCCAACAUGGUGGUCAGAUCUUGUCUGCAAUUGAACAAGAUGCAAACAAUCACAUAUAUGUGAUUGCGUAUGCCAUUGUCCCUGUUGAAAAUACUGAAAAGUGGAGGUGGUUCUUGGAAUUACUUCAUCAAGACUUAGGAGACUAUAAGCAAAACAAGCUCUGUUUCAUAUCAGAUAUGCAGAAGGGCCUAAUCCAUGCUGUUAAGGAGGUUUUUCCAGGUGUCCAUCACAGAUUCUGUGUGUGGCAUUUAUGGAAGAACUUCAAUAAGCAGUGGAAAGAUCUCCAGCUGAAAGGGUUGCUAUGGGAGUAUGCAAGGUGCACCAGCCAAGAUGGGUUCUUAGAGAGUAUCAAAAAGAUUGAGAGGGUUAACAAAGAAGCUUGGGAGUAUUUGAACAAGUGGCCUAUAGACUUUUGGAGCCAGGCUUUCUUCAGCAAUGCACCUAAAAUAGACAAUAUCUGUAACAAUACUUGUGAAAUCUUCAACUCAAGGAUCAAAGAAGCUAGAGCCAAACCUAUCAUUACACUCUUAGAGGAAGUCAGAAUGUAUGCAAUGAGGUCCAUCGCUAGGAACAAAGUGAAGCUUAGUUCGAACACUGGGAUGCCGUGUGUGCAUGUUUGUGUUGCAUUGGCAAGGGUUGGUAGAAGACCAGAUGAGUUUUGUCAUAAGUGGUUGACAAUGGAAGCAUAUAAUAGCACAUAUGCCUUCCAUAUCAAUCCAAUUCCAGGUCAAGCCCUAUGA